Messenger RNA from Xiphophorus couchianus (Monterrey platyfish), 7036 nucleotides. Its product is annotated as homeobox protein engrailed-1-like. Gene Ontology annotation, molecular function: DNA-binding transcription factor activity, RNA polymerase II-specific; RNA polymerase II cis-regulatory region sequence-specific DNA binding. Gene Ontology annotation, biological process: neuron differentiation; multicellular organism development; regulation of transcription by RNA polymerase II. Bases 5681 to 6547 code for a protein of 288 amino acids. The transcript has 3 exons. Gene Ontology annotation, cellular component: nucleus. Lineage: Eukaryota; Metazoa; Chordata; Actinopteri; Cyprinodontiformes; Poeciliidae. The record is from RefSeq and is a predicted model, not a curated record.
AUAAAAAGGCUCUGGUGUGAGUGAUUCAUCUUCAAACAAAAACAGACGUUACUGAAAGACCUGCAAGAAAAUUUUGUCUAUUAUAGGAAGCAACAACCUGAUAAACCAAGAAAUGUUCAAAUUUGCCAUUUUUACUCGCAUAAUAUUGCCUUAAAAGUAGAGAGGGCCUUGAUGAUAAGUAGUUUUGGUAAAUUCAAGCUGGUGACAUCAUACUCCGAGUUAGACGACAACACAACUAGACAAGAACCGGAUGGAAGUGAAAUAUGUGUCACCAAAGGAGCCCGAAGGGACGAAGGCUGCUAACGUGUUGCUAGUUGGUGGUAAGUUUGCUUCAAAAUGCAAAUUAUCUUCGAUUAAUUAUAAAUAGUGCAGUACAUAUAUAAACAAACUUACGUUGGUUUCAGAAAUAAUUUAUCAGUUUUAUUGUGAUUUUUAAAAAAUAGUUAUUAUAACAAUCAUUCCACUUCAUGUUAUAACAGCAUGGAGGCUGUUUGUUGGAACUUGAUAUAGUUUUCUUCAUAAACUUUACCUGGUUUUAAUUAAACUUAGUAUGCCAAAGACACUUUGAUAUUGUGUGGCUGUUAUAACUCGUUCAUCAUUGUUUUUAUCUUCAACAUAUUUUUGCAGUUUAAAUAAAUAAAGAUGAAAGAGGAAGUCGGUGAACAAGAAUUAGAAAGCCUGAAGACUUUCCUGUCUCAGAAGAGGCUCUGGCUCCACCAGAUCACCAACCAGUUCUGAUGAUGUCACAUACAUAAGUGAAUCCACAACGUCUUAAAAUUGUUUCUGUAAAGCGCAGUGGUCCAGUGAAUAGGAAUCUUCUGUCGUUGAUCCUCACUGUUCUUAGGACGGAGAAAUGUCAGUUUGUCUGGAAUAAUACUGGAAUACUGUGACAUUGUAUUAAAAUAAUACUCUAUCCUUGGUGAAAUAUAUUUCACAUUUCCUCUAAAGUGUAUCUAUUGUUUUAUUGUGCUGAUUUUCAUAAGCAUGUUGUCUGUAAACUUUAAAUGUAUUGACAAUUUGUACAAUUCUGUGAUAGCAUAUUGGCAAUGUAUUCUUGAAAAAUGUGAGGAAGACUUUAUUUGACAGGGUGUGCAUAAGACUGACAUGAUACUGUCAUAAACAUAACACCUGUUAGGAACAUACUAAUAGGUGUUAUGAAGUGUUAUUCGGUAAAUAAUGACACUUCUAAUGAGAAGUUGCUUUAAAAGUUGGAUGACAGUGUUAUGUCAGACCUAUGCACACCUCAUCAAACAAAGUGUGACCAAAAUGGUUAUAUAUUGAAAGCACAAUGUAAUUAGUUUCACUUGUAAAGUGUGUUGUAAUUGAUCCUGAUGUGUUUGCAGUGCUGCAGUGUGUAUGAAGCAUGUAAUGUACAAAGUGGCAAAGCAGAAUAAUAAAAUACAUUAAGUAUCUAAAAAGUGUACUUCAUCAGCAAUUAUAAUAAAACAAAAGUGUAAUUGUAGCAUACUGUAAUCACAUUACUAAUGCAUAAAAUAUGUAAUGCCGAUAUACUUAAAAUACAUUCUAAGUAUAUUUUAAAUGUAAUUGAAUAACAAAAAUAGUACACUCAAAAUAUACUAAACAUGCACGUUUAUAUUACAUAAAAAGCAAUACACUUAAAGUACACUAAGUUUAACUUAAGUUGUCCAAAAACGUUUGUUGAAGUACACUUAGUACACUUUAAAUUGUGCUUUAGUACAAUUUAAAUACGAUUAAAAUACACUAAGCUCAAAAUUAGUUGUUCCAAAAUGUCACACUUUAAGUUAACUAAUUCUAAGUGAACUUGAAGUAUACUCAUGAUUAAUCUGACUUAAAGUAUGCUAUGUAUGUAUGUUAAAAUUUAACAUACUUAGUAGCCUAUAUUUAUUUCUCACCAGGGUGAAGAACAUUAAUUCAUUUAUGUCAAUAAAACUUUUUAAUCACUGUUUUUCUCUGAUUGAAAUGUGCAUAUGUCCUCACCGACGAUUUCCAGCCAAUUUGUGUUAAAAAUAUUUGAAUGUACUGUAGAUCCCUGACUGCUCAGAACGUUUAAGUCAAAAAGUAAAUGUCAUUUACAGAAAUAUUCUAAGACAGUUAAAUUCUGUAAUAUUUCUGCAUUUGGGGAAUCCAAAUUAUAUAGUAUUGUCCAAAACAUUUACAUGCAUUAAUGAAGUUCAUCAAUGAUUUUCAUUGGGAAACAGCAGCUGAUGAGGAAUAUAAUAACAAUAGGUAUUUGUGAAUGACUUUCAUCUCUAUAACAACUAAUUUUACUUGCUAUCAAAGUUAACACAGCCUUGACUUAUCAAUAAAACGUGUUUAAUUUUAUUGGUGAAUUCUUAAACCUCCCAUUUGUUUCAAAAAGCUGUACUAGGAAAUGCAUGUUUUCUAUUUUUUGACAGAAAAUAAACAUUGGAAAUUUAACUCAUUAGAAAAGAUCAGAAGAAAUAAAAUCUUGUCCAGUCAUUUGUGUCUUAAACUAAAUAAAGCAAGCCUAAUUUGCUAAGUAAAGUCACUAAAUUAUGCCACAUUUGCAGAUUUAAAGGUCUAUUUAAUUCUCAGGAGCCUUUUUGAUUGCUUAUUAAAAAUCUAAACCAUAAUUUUAAUCUUUGUCUUAAGUUAAAAGAAGAGGAAUUAAAGAACGGGUAGAAAGGAGAAAAUAGUCAACAGUCUCAUUCUUUGCGAGGUUCUGCUCUAUCUUGGCCCAGUUUUCCUCAGUGCUAUGAGAAAGAGAAGUUCAUUUGUCAAGUGUGAAUGCCUAAAAGUUUAGGUAGGUAUUGUUGAUAUUGAAAAAAUGAUAAAUCAAACUACAAUCAGCUAAUCAAAGCAGUACUGAUCUGCAGCAGAAGUUCAUUCUUCUCAGUAAAAGACACAAUGGGGCUUUUCCAGUCAGCUUCAUUUUGAACUUAUUAUCCUUCUUGCUCUGUGCAUGAUUUAUGAAUCCCAUCUGUGUGGUAAUCAUGCUUUCAUGAUUGCUUUUUUUUCCUCUGAUUUUUCCUGCAAUCAGAGGGAGAGAAAAGCAAUUAUAAAUAAAAAAUGAAAGUAUAUUAUAAAAAAAAUUGUGUAAAAAGUAUUUCAACCCUUUUUUGAGAAAUUGCAUGAUUUGAGAAGUUCUUUAAGAUCAGUGAAAAAUAAUAUAGAAAUUAAUAACAAUGAACAUUUACUUUUCUUAUUACUGUUUAGGCUAAUUAGAAAAAAACUGACAGCCAUAAAAAAAUGCACUCCUCUCGUUCAGCCAGCAGGUGUCUCUCUUUUCCAGCUUUAUUCUCAUAGUUACUGUAGUUUGAAGUUGCCAAGUGUUCAUUGUGAAUCUCUGCUACAGUGUGUGUCUACGAAGGUGAGUUUAGCUUCUCAAAGUUUCCGAAACUGAUGAAUAAAAUUUUCUGUAUUUAAAUAUUCUACUUGUUUUUAAGCUUUCUUGUAAUUUCACUUUUGAUAGAAAAUAAAUUAUGAAACUGGACUAAAUUUAUUAUUUUGCCAAGUGACAAUGAAAAAGUUCACCAAUAGUAUCUACCUAAAUCUUACUGCAUGUUUCUUCUUUGUGAAAGGAACGCCGUAAAUCCCAGCCCAGUGUUGGACAUAACGGAGAAAAAUGUCCUCUGAUAGUGGAUGUUUCAUUAGGAGAAUAGAGCCUAUAGAUAAGCAAUUAUUUCUUGGACACAUGUUCUGUGUUGCCUCAGUUGUGCCCUGAACAUGGUGGGAGAACAAGUUGCCCAUUCAUGGCAUGUGGCACUCAGGACCAUCUCUGAAUAUGUGACUUGGCAUGAAGACCAAACAGGUGAAACCGGUUUCAUUUCUUAUACUGUUAUUCCUCAUGGCCAUCAUUUCAUUUAUCAGUGAAAAAUGAUCAUUUCAUUUAUCCAGUCUUUUUGUUUAGACUUGUAGAACCAAAAAAUAUUCUAUAGUUCUUUGAGGGAAAAAAUCAAUCAAUUUAUUUCUAAUAUAAAUGGGAUGAUGGUGAUUUAAAAAAGUAAGAAAACAAAUUAAUUUAUUUCCUUUUAACAGGUUGAUUUUAAAUUAUGAAACAGUUAUAAUCAAAAACACUAAAACAGACAUCUGAAAUGGGAAAUAGAUAAAACAGGACAAAAGGUCCAUUCAGCUGCUAGUUUGGUCCAGGAAUUCUGUCGGUCAGACUUGCUUUCACACAGAGCUUUGAAGGGGUCAAAGUGCUGAGCAAAAUUUGACCUCAAAAUGUGGCCUUCUAGUUUUCCUGAUAGGGAGGAGGGAUAGUAGCAGACCGACUCACUGAGGACAAUAUGUCAGGACACCGAUGUUUCAUGUGCCCAGCCUGGUGACAUAGGAAACACCUUGGUAGAGGUGCUUUUGUUGCUUCAUAGGAGGGAACAGUGGUCAGGAUCCAAACGGGACAGCUCCAACCACAAUCAGAAUGAAUAACACGUGCAAGCACUGAACUCGGAUUAAACCCAGGAAAACAUUCAGAAACAGUUUCACCGACAAAUAUAACCCUUUAGAUUAAAAAAAAAGAAAGAAAAACAACAAAGAAACGGUAGACGUUUAGCUCUGGGAAGUGUGCAGUAGAAGUCAGUGAGUAUAUGAUGUCACUGAAGUGUUGUUUGAGAAUAGCAUAAAUUGCUUCAGGCUGCUUUUCAACACUGAGCUGCAUAUGUCUAUUUUCACUACAGCUCUGGCUCUUCCUCACCAGGCUGAUCUGUAAUACUAACAUUCUUCUUUUUCAAAUACAUUGACAUCAUGCUUGACCCAUUCAAGAACAGAGCAUUUGUCAGUAACUUAAAAUAGUUGGGUUUUUUUUGGCAUCACCAUGGUGAGUUGUGUGAGGUCUAUUGCAGUGCCACAAAUUUAGUGCACAUUGUAUUCUCUGCACUGGUUAGUUUAUCUGCCUGUAACCUUUCUGUGACUGAAUUUUCUAUCUUUCUACAGGGGAAGAGGUCUGAGGAGUUUGAACGCUGUGAUCAACAAACAAAUCAGCCCCACCCUCAUGAAUGUUACUAGGAAUUUCCCUGCUAUAACCUGGAGAAACCAAAAAACUUAGGCGAGGCGGUGAUGUUGUGGAUUACAUUGUUCCUCUACCAAAACUCACCCUAGGACGUGUCAUGCCUACUUAAAUAUUAAUUUAGUAAAAAAAGAUCAACUAUAUUCACAAUGCAAAAUAAAAAAAUGCUGUCAAGAAAAAAAACUGUUAACAAUAACUGAUAAGACUUUUAAACAUCACCUCCAAAAAUAACACUCACUGUAAAAUAUGUACAAAAAACCUCACUUAUAUAUAUAUAUAUAUAUAUAUAUAUAUAUAUAUAUAUAUAUAAGUGAGGGUUUUUUCUGGAGCUAGUGGCUGCAGACUCUGUUGCUCUGUUGCUCUGCUUUGCUUCCCUCUGAUCUGAAGGAGGUGCUUCUUCUCUUUUACUUUUGGAUCAGAGACGCUUGGCCUAAUUGGACAUCGUCAUUCUGGGUUUGAGAGUGUCACGAGCAGUGAUUGGCCGUCCUGGAUGUUGGCGAUGCACUGGCGGAUGGUGAGUGUGGAGAUCUGCCGUGCAGACUUAAGAAAAGAAUGGUGAAAAUCCGUCAGUGUGUCAGAGCUGUGCGUAAUAGCAAGCACAGUCAAUCUUUGGGUCACUGACGCGCGCUGGACGUCUUUUAGGCAGGUUGAAUAUCCACGUUUUCACCAUGUCUUUAAACAAAAAUAUAAAUAUCAUGUUGUAAUUCUCUCUGUUGACAUAUUUGGACACAGAUGUAUUUUUAUAAGUGUAGGAGGAACACACUUUUAUCAGAGGCAUUGAUGGAAGAACAGCGGGACCUAAACAGCCCGGACAGCAGCGAGGGAGAAAGCGGUUCCCCUCUGCAGGCCGGCCCACAGAACCACAGAACAACAAACUUCUUCAUUGACAACAUUUUACGGCCGGAUUUCGGAUGCAAGAGGGAAUUCGAUCUGAGUCCGAGAGAGAAGGCACAGAGCUCUGGUCUGGAGCGGCUUCACCCGGUUCUUGGUAGACCGUUUUCCAGGACACCGGGCCUGGACUCCAGCUGCAGCAGCGACAGCACCGUUUCUGCGGCCAGUACCACGAAGUGCAGCAGCGAGAGACUGACAGCCACCGCGGGCUCUGACGAGACCAGCGAAGGGUUAAAAUACGAGGAGAAGGACGAGGAACAUUCUGCCUCCUCGCUGGUGGUGAUGAACGGGACCGGAACCGGGACCGGGACCCCCGCACCGGAGGGCCAGGCCCUGCUCUGGCCCGCUUGGGUCUACUGUACCCGGUACUCUGACAGGCCUUCUUCUGGCCCAAGGACGCGGAAAUUGAAAAAAUGUAAAAGCUGCAAAGAAGACAAGCGGCCGCGCACGGCCUUCACUGCAGAGCAGCUCCAGAGGCUGAAGAGCGAGUUCCAGGUGAGCCGCUACAUCACGGAGCAGCGGCGGCUGUCUUUGGCCCGGGAGCUGAACCUCAACGAGUCUCAGAUCAAAAUCUGGUUUCAGAACAAAAGGGCCAAGAUUAAAAAGGCCAGUGGCUUUAAGAACGGGUUGGCGCUGCAGCUGAUGGCCCAGGGACUCUACAACCAUUCAACCACAACCACACAGCAGGACAAAGAGGACAGCGACUGAGAGCUGAGCUGGACCCGAACACCGCAUCCCGGGUCAGUGGGAGGGUCCAAGUGUUGGCUGCAGAGUGAAACCAGCUACUCGUCCAGUUCAGUUACUUUUCUCAACUGGACCGAUAAAGAGGAAACAAAAGACUACCAAAGAUUUUCAACGGAAAGCUGAACGAUCAAUCAAAGUUGGAUAUUCAACUUCAGGUUCUGCCGAAACCAGGACAAUAAUACGACCACUAGUACUACCACUAGUACUACUACUGCUCCUCAAAUUGUCCACCACGGAGCAACAACAGCGGAUGUUUGGAAAAUUUAGACUCACAUUCCUUCAGCUAUAGGAGCCGCGGGUCUCCAGAUGUGAAGUUUGUCUGCUGCGCUUCGCCACACAGUUCUGAUUGUUGGUAAAUGAAAAAACGUAAAGUUCUGAUUAGCCCAACAAAUUUCUUCCAAGUGUAAAUGCAACGAUGAACUGCUGAAUAAAUAAGCUAAAAGAACGGCAUUA